AUGGAUAAACAGUACAUCUCCUAUAACAACGUGCAUCAGUUGUGCCAAGAAGCAUCGACAAAAAUCAAGCAAUUCAAACCUGACUUGAUCAUUGCCAUUGGCGGAGGUGGAUUCAUUCCGGCAAGAAUCUUGCGUACUUUCUUGAAAGAACCUAAUGUACCCACAGUACGCAUUUUUGCCAUUAUUUUAUCAUUGUAUGAGGAUUUGCAGUCUGUAGGUUCGGCAGAGGAAAAACCUGGGGUAGCCGUGCAAAGAACGCAGUGGAUCGAUUAUGAGCAGUGCAAAUUGGAUCUUGUAGGCAAAAACGUUUUGAUUGUCGACGAAGUUGACGAUACACGUACAACGCUGCACUAUGCUUUGAGCGAGCUGGAAAAAGAUGCUGCGGACCAGGCUCGUGCCAAAGGCAUUGAUUUGCAACAACAUCCAGAGAUGAAGACCAAUUUUGGCAUAUUUGUGCUCCAUGACAAACUCAAGCCCAAGAAAGCAGACUUGCCUGAAGAUAUACUCAACAACGAGCUGCGUUAUAUCGCAGCCCGUAAAGUUCCUGACAAAUGGUAUGCUUACCCAUGGGAGUCCACGGACAUUGUAAGUCACACACGCAACGCUGUGGAACAGGGCAACGAUGUUUUUUUGGAUUAA
Molecule: messenger RNA, 639 nt
Organism: Lachancea sp. 'fantastica'
Lineage: Eukaryota; Fungi; Ascomycota; Saccharomycetes; Saccharomycetales; Saccharomycetaceae
Source: the annotation of a GenBank genome assembly